CAGGUGGGUCAAAGUCUGGUAACGGUCUCACAAAGUUAGGUUACUUGUGACAUGUUCUCAUUUCUUUGUUGAAUCACUUAGAAAAUGGCAUCAAACUCGUCUUUCAUGGGCGAAGAUUUAAUUUGCCCUGUUUGCCGCGACGUCUUCCGGGACCCUGUUCUCCUGUCAUGCAGUCACAGUUUGUGUGACGUCUGUCUGAAAAGGUUUUGGGAAAUCAAAGGUUUUCAGGAUUGUCCAGUGUGUAGGAGAAGAUCUUCGAAAUCAGACCCACCCAAAAACCUGGCUCUGAAGAACCUUUGUGAGACUUUCUUACAGGUUAGAAGUUACGGAGAUCCGUCAAUGUCGGAGGAACUCUGCAGUCUACAUAGCGAGAGACUCAAACUCUUCUGUCUGGUGGAGAAACAGCCCGUGUGUGUUGUGUGUCGGGAUUCAAAAAAACAUAAAAAUCAUGAAUGCUGUCCCAUUGACGAAGUAGUGGAGGACCAAAAGAAAAAACUCAGGAGCGCACUGGAGCCCUUGCAGAAGAAGAUGAAGAAGUUUAAAGAAGUGAAGUUAACCUGUGACAAAUCGGCACAGCUCAUAAAGAUCCAGGCCCAAAACACAGAGCAACAGAUAAAGGAGGAGUUUGAGAGGCUUCACCAGUUUCUACGAGACGAAGAGGAGGCCAGGAUAGCUGCACUGAGAGAGGAAGAGGAGCAGAAGAUUCGGAUGAUGAAGGAGAAGAUAGACGGAUUGAGCAGGGAAAUUUCAUCACUUUCACACACAAUCAGAGUCAUAGAUGAAGUUUUAAACGCUGGGGAUAUUUUACUCGUACAGAACUUCAACGUCACAAUGAAAAAAGCCCAGUGCACACUGCAGGAUCCACAGACGCUUUCAGGAGCACUGAUCGACGUGGCAAAACACCUGGGCAACCUGAAGUUCAGAGUCUGGGAGAAGAUGCAGGAGAUAAUUCAAUACACUCCCGUGACUCUGGAUCCGAACACCGCUCACCCAAGACUCGGCCUGUCCGGGGAUUUGACCAGUGUGAGGUACACCGAUGACAGAAAGCGACUUCCUGACAAUCCAGAGAGGUUUGACUAUGCAUUUAUCCUGGGCUCUGAGGGAUUUAACUCAGGGUCACACUGCUGGAACGUUGACGUGGACGACAGCACAGACUGGAUACUGGGAGUGAUAAACAAGUCCGUCCGGAGGAAAGGAAAUGCUUUCGUCACUGGACUGAGCUGCGUGGGAUAUUUCAACGACGAAUAUAAAUCCCGUACCCCAGGGCAGUCGGUGACUCCCUUCUCAGUGACUAAAAAACCCCAGAGGGUCAGAGUUCACCUGGACUGGGACAGAGGGAAACUAUCAUUCUACGACCCUCUAAAUAACAAACACAUACACACACUCAAACACACAUUUACUGAGAGAGUCUUUCCAUUCUUCUGUAAUUACGACCAAGUCACUCCUCUGAGGAUCUUACCAGUGCCAUUUUCAGUAAAUGUUAAACUUCACAAGAAGAGCUGAUUGUACUAGAAACUUGUCAUAAAUAAAUGACAAGCAUACAUUCGAAACAUACAUACAUGUUUGAUUUGUUGUUAAUAAGUUGUAAACUCUGAUUAGUGGUUGGUGAGCAUAGGUUCAAGUGACUCAUGCAUUGUAAAGGUAAGAGACUGUGUACAGAAAAGCAGUGUACAGAAAAAAGAAAUCUGCAUUUUAUCUGUUUAAAAACAGUAUUGAGUUAAUUUUGAUGAUGAAUUGAUGAUGAAUUUUGAUGAGAUGCAAAUCUUCACACGCAUUCUUGUAGAGGAUGAAAGAUGCACAUCCAAAAAAAACCCAAAAAGCUAUACAAAUACAGUGAAUCGUAGUCAAUACAGUGAAACACAUAAUACAUGGAGUCGUGUCAGGUAAGGUCACAGUAUAACAAGGAAUCUCCCUCUGAUUCUUCAGCAAAGUUGAUGAUUUUUUUUUGUUGCUUAACCCGUUCACUAAUCGAAUGUCUCUUUAUGGAUACAGUGGUGUUCAGCUGCUACGUGAAAAUUUAACAAUUGUUGUGAAGUUUCAAGAUUCAAGUCAACCUUCCAAUUUUCUCUUGCUACUGUUAGCUGGUUUGUCCUUGAGAACUUGGAUAGUUUCCUUAUGAUGCUUUCUUGGUCUACGAUGCGGUCUCGAACCAAAAAUGUUUUCUUGGUCAGAGUACAAUGUGUGCAACUAUGAUUACAGCUUUAAGUUCAAAAUAUGUCACGAUGCUUUUGAUAAUAAAUGAUCUGAUAAGACCCGUGAA
Chanos chanos (milkfish) is the source of this 2260-nucleotide messenger RNA. Its product is annotated as E3 ubiquitin-protein ligase TRIM39-like. The record is from RefSeq and is a predicted model, not a curated record. Gene Ontology annotation, molecular function: zinc ion binding; protein binding. Bases 85 to 1503 code for a protein of 472 amino acids. The transcript is spliced from 6 exons. Lineage: Eukaryota; Metazoa; Chordata; Actinopteri; Gonorynchiformes; Chanidae.